AUGGGCGCAAUUCACCUCUAUCUCGUCCGCCACGGCGAGUCCGUCGACAACGUCGCGAACCUCUAUGCAGGCUCUCGUGACGCGUCCUUGACCUCCCACGGCGUCCUGCAAGCUAGGCGUCUGGGCACACACCUCGCCUUGCGCACCGCCUCGGCGCCCGUCUCGCACAUCUUCGCUUCGAAUUUGCAGCGUGCGUAUCGCACCGCCGAGGCUGUCUGCGACGCCCUCUCCACGCCCCCGAACGCGACUGAAGGUGAAACUUCGUCGUCGACGACAGGCAGGAGGGUGGAGGUCGUGCAGCUACCCGAGCUUCGCGAGAAGCACUUUGGGUCCGGCGAGGGCCAGAAGGUCGGCGCCCGCGCUGUUGGUGAAAGACACGUUGGCGCCGAGACCUCUGAGGCGAUGUUUACGAGGGCGAAGAAAUUUGUGGACGAGUACCUCGGCCCCAUCUUCGCCUGCGUCGAGGAGGGCGCGGAGAGCGUCGUGGUUAUCGCGCACGGGAUCAUUCUCGGCGUGCUCGUACGGGCUCUUCGUUCUGCAAAGAACUUGGGGACUGUUGUCGCCUCGCCCGAGGACCAGUUGCCUUUGGCCUGGAGCAACACCGGCUACGUCGAACUUCUCGUCACGCCUGCUGCGCCACCGUCCAAGGAGCCAGCGACUGCACCCACUUGGCCUGGCUUGUCCAUCAAGACAGUCGCCGUCAACUCCACGGGGCACCUCCAAGGUCUGAAAAAGACCCGAGGUGGGAUCGGCAGCGCCAAGUUUGACGAGAAGCAGAAGACGCUCAACGCGUUCUUUACGCCGACCGCAAAGAAGCGCAAACAUGGAGAUGACGCUUGA
Colletotrichum chrysophilum is the source of this 840-nucleotide messenger RNA. RefSeq lists its product as uncharacterized. NCBI's taxonomy places the organism in Eukaryota, Fungi, Ascomycota, Sordariomycetes, Glomerellales, Glomerellaceae. Gene Ontology annotation, cellular component: cytosol. The coding region runs from base 1 to 840 and encodes 279 amino acids. The record is from RefSeq and is a predicted model, not a curated record. The transcript is spliced from 2 exons. Gene Ontology annotation, biological process: positive regulation of DNA repair; negative regulation of programmed cell death; fructose 2,6-bisphosphate metabolic process. Gene Ontology annotation, molecular function: fructose-2,6-bisphosphate 2-phosphatase activity.